AGACCACGACUACAUACAUUAAACUCAAGAAGCGGUUUUCGUCGACGACGCUGCAAUCAGUUUUCACCGAGCCGUCUUUUCUUAAUAACUUUCAGUUGUUUCGAGCAUGUUGUCUGGAUCAAUUGCUGUGCUUUUCUUGGUGGGUCUCUUUUCGCCAGUUUUAGGCCAGAGCACUACUACGUUAGCACCCUCGCCCUCAGUAAAUAUGAGCCCUUCUGCAAUGCCCGACCAAACAACAAAUGCUGGACCAUCCAGCACAAUGUUGCCAGUGGUACAAACUUCCCAAACAUCAACUAGUACACCACCUCCCAAAACAACAACUCCUGGGGCACCUCCACCGUCUUCAACCCCGGGAACAUCCAUGGCCACUUCAGCUGGGGCACCUUCACCGUCUUCAACCCCAGGAACAUCCAUGGCUACUUCAACUUCUGUGAUAACGCCAGAAAAACCAAGUUGUGUCACAGUUAGCUUCAUAGCUGAACGAGCUUGGAAUGCUUCAUUAUUAGAGAGCCAAUCAGCCCCAUACAAUGAAACCAGCGAAGAGAUAUCGAAAGCGAUAAAGAAUCUCUUCAGUGAAUCCAGUAAACACCAGGAUGUAGAGGUAUCAGAACAAAAGUAUUCCGAAAAAGAUGGUGUUACGUUCGUAAAGGUGAAACUGUGUUUGGUUGUGAAGACUAGCGACGGUACUCUUAUACACGACGUGAUCAUAGAUAAAGUGAAGAGUGGUUACCUCGCGGAGGGGUUUAAAGUAAAAAAGGAUAGCUUUGAGUUUAAUCCACUGGGGGUUGAAUUCAAGGAUUGGAAAGCUAAAGAUGGCGAAUGCGAUAAGUGCGAUGGAGCCGCUGGAGAGUUUACUAUCGAGGGCACAUGUGUGCCUAAGGAUCGGAGCUGUAAAGGAGUGAAGAACACGAAAAUGACAGAUGACUGUGUGACCUAUUGUGAUUCAAGCGCGGGAAGUUACACAGCAGUUUCCUUCCUCAUCUUGGCAAUGGGGAUCUUCUUUUCUUUCAGGUAAAAGCUUAAUUUUAUCGUAAUACUCCAGGGCAUCACCUUGGUGUAACCUGAAUUAGCACCUAUCUAGUGAACUCGACGAACUCCUUUGCCCCAACGUAAUUCAAAAGUUAUCAAUUUUAAAGAGGCUCUAUGUAAACCAGUCUAAAAACAAAAUAAAUUAUUUCGGUUUGGGAAAUUAUUUUCACUCGUCAUAAUAAUGAUUUGCUAAUUUAGUAAUUUACCAAAGAGAUGAUGGAAGUCCAUAUUGAAAAAUAUGCCUGGUUAAUAUCAGUGGAACAACAAACCACUAAUUAUUUUCACAGAGCGUAGAGGACGAUCAUUAAAACUUGUCAUCAUUCAACUUGGUAA
Orbicella faveolata is the source of this 1362-nucleotide messenger RNA. RefSeq lists its product as uncharacterized. Lineage: Eukaryota; Metazoa; Cnidaria; Anthozoa; Scleractinia; Merulinidae. The record is from RefSeq and is a predicted model, not a curated record.